AUGACACAAGUCCGGAGGUGUUGCACGCUGAUUCCUGGCUUCAUAAUCCAGAAUUCCCUCUUAAACUUGACGGUGAGGGGCUACAAGGAGGACACUCUCCUUUUCACCAACACCACCACCCUCUGCUUCGACCUCAGGAAUGUCUCCUCCUUCAUCCAAACCGACAGAUCAUAUUAUGAACCCGGGGACACCGUCAAAGUCAGAAUUGUCGUCAUUCAGUUGGAUUACCGCCCAUACAAAGGCAGAGUGGAUAUCUCUGUAUGGGAUCCCAGUGGGAAUGCCGUUGACAGGUGGGAGUCCACAGGGAAUCCGGGGAUUGUGUUGCAGGAAUUUACUUUAUCCCAGAUGUCUCCUCUUGGACAGUGGACGCUCACAACCACAGUGAAUGGCGUGACUGAUGAGAAAGCAUUCAUAGUGGAGCAUCAUGAGCAUCCUCAUUUUGAAGUGUUGGUCAAGAUGCCUCCACAGAUCCUGGUUGGAGAUGACAUCACGGGAUCAGUGAGAGCGCUCUACCCCAGUGGACAACCUGUACAUGGAACGUUAAUUGUUUCAGUUCUUCUGGAUGAUGCCUCUCCAUUCCUACUAACGCAAACAAAAGAGAUUCAUGGGUCAGCACAGUUUGUUUUCAGUGAAGGUCAGCUUCAGGCUCUACACACGUCAUCAGCAUUUAGCAGCAAUGACCACAUCACUGUACACAUUGCUGCCUGUGUAAAUGACAGCUCCACAGGAAUUAAAGUGAACAAAACAGUUAAAGUCCACCUGAUGAAGAACAUGUUCCAGCUUAUGUUCCACGAUUUUCCACCCACACUAAAGCCAGGUUUACACUUCUUCACAAACCUUAGGAUCUCAAGAUAUGACAGAAUGCCACUCAGCACAUCAGACCGAAUACACUUUGCUGUGGUUGAAGUCACUCAGAGAACUUCCAUGAUGAAUGCAGAAACCACGACUCUGACUCUUCCUGUGCCCGAGGAUGGAAACGUCCACAUUAAGUUUAAAUUACAGGAUCAAGUAGUGAUGCUUUUUAUUCAGGCCACAUUCCAGUCGAGUGAGGAGACUUUGAAGGUUUAUACCAACUACUCCUCUCCUCGUGGAUCAUAUAUUCAGAUCUCGCCAAUCAGCACCUUAUCUGCACAGUUUCAGAUCGGAUUGCCUUUUGGGCUAAAUGUAGAGAGCACCUUUCAACCAACGGAGCUUCACUUUGUGGUGAGCUCUCAAGGUCAAGUGGUGUCUGCCGGAACAUCCAACUCCCUCUCGUUCUCUGUGACACCAGCGCUGUCCUGGUCCCCUGAGGCCUGUGUCACUGUCUACUGCAUCCUUUCUGACGGAGAGGUCGCCACUGACACAGCACGCAUACCCAUCAAUCAACACAACCAGGUAUCUCUAAACUGGAGCAGUGACCGGACCCAGCCAGGUGAGGAGGUAUCGCUAACUGUGACUACUCUUGAACCCAUGUCCCGGGUAGGAAUCGUAGUACUGGGAAACGGACACGAUGAUGCUGUGGAGUUUGAGAUGGACGUCAAAACUGAACAGGAAUGUAAUCUCAGGAUGCUGACUAAUGCAAGACUGUACAAGAAAAAGCAGCCUGAUGGAGAUAAAAAUGGGUUUUCAGAAGGAGAUGUCCCGAUGAUACAGAAGUACUGGAGACACUUGAUGAACAUCACUGAAUCCUUCCUGUGGUUAGACACUGCUGUAAGUGAGCAAACAUGGACAAGUGAGAAAAUAACAGUGCCUGAUGAUGUUACAUCUUUGAGAGCGUAUGCGCUGGUGAUGUCAGAGAACCUGGGUUUGGGUUUCACUCUUGAACCCCAAAAGCUGACUGUAUCCAAAGUUUUCUCCUUGUUUCUGGAUGUCCCACCAUACCUCAUCAUAGGAGAGGAGAUUGUCCUGAAAGUGAACAUCAUCAACCAUUUAGGGCAGGACAUAGAGGUCAUCGUGCUGCUAGCACAGAGCGAAGCCUUUGAGUUUGUUUUGACAGACCGAAAGGGUGCGUCUGUUAUAAAUGCACAAAAACUCACCUUGGGGAGUCAUGUGUCUGCUUCAGCACUGUUCCCUAUAAAGCCUUUAGCUCCGGGCGAGAUGGAAAUAUCUGUGGACGCUGUAUCUGCCGACGGAUCAGACAGCCUGACUCGGAGAGUGAUGGUGAAGCCUGGAGGAAUUAAACAGACCUUCUCGCAGACUCUGUUCUUGGAGCUGAAAUCAGACAAGAACAGCGGUUCCAGAUCCGUCUCCUUCUCCUAUCCAGCAGAUGUGGUUCCGGGCAGCCAGAGGGCCUCUGUGGUGUUGGUUGGUGAUAUCUUGGCUUUGUCCAUGAACAACUUGGAUUCGCUGGUUCAGAUGCCUAUUGGAUCUGGGGAACAGAACAUGAUCCACUUCACUCCAGGUGUUUAUGUUCUCCAGUACCUGGACAAGUCAACCCAGGAUAACGCAGAGAUCAGGAGCAGGGCUCUGAGCUACAUGAUGGACGGAUAUAAGAGACAGCUGUCCUACCAACGAGAUGAUGGUUCAUUCAGUGCUUUUGGAACUAGUGACGCUGCUGGCAGCACAUGGCUGACAGCUUUUGUGCUGCGCUCCUUCCUCCAGGCUCAGUCCUACAUCCAGGUAGACCAGAGCGUUCUGUCCAGAGCCAUGACUUGGCUCUUCAAGCACCAGGGGCCUCAGGGGGAGUUCAGGGAAGUGGGCAGGUUGAUCCACACAGAGAUGCAGGGAGGGCUGGAUAAUGGCCCGGUGGCGCUCACUGCUUAUGUACUGGUGGCAGUUCUGGAAAACAAGGCCUAUGCGGAGAUGUACCGAGACAAUGUGUCUCUGGGCCAGAAGUACCUGGAGAACCAAGUGUCCAGCGGUGUUGUCAGUAACUACAGCCUAAGCCUGGUGGCUUAUGCUUUAGCUCUGAGAGGCAGUACAGUAGCUUUCACUGCCCUCACUGAGCUCAACAGGAGAGCUGAUGACAGAGAUGGUGUCAGGAUGUGGAGGUCCUCUGCUGGCCUGAGGUCUCGUGACUGGCAGCCCCGAUCAGUGCAGAUUGAGAUGACCUCCUAUGUGCUGCUGGCUCUAUUUAAACAGGGCAGCUUUAUUGAGGGCAUCAAGCUUAUGAAGUGGUUAAGCAUGCAGAGGAACCAUCUGGGAGGCUAUGGGACGACGCAGGACACCAUCGUGGCCCUCCAGGCUCUGGCUUGCUAUGCUGCGUUCAGCGGUGCCAACGCCAUAGACCUCAGGUUUAAUAUAUCUACCCCAACAUCUUCCUCACUGUUUCGAAUCAACUCAACCAACUAUCAAGCAUAUCAAAGCCAAGAGAUUAAUGCUGAAAAAGAUCCACAUCUAAAUAUAUACAUGGAAGGAAGAGGAUUUGCUUUACUUCAGCUGAAUGUGUUUUAUCACCUGAAGAGCAGAGCGUUUUCACAAAACCUCCAGCAAGCCAGAGACGAGGAAGCAUUCUCAUUAGAUGUUCACGUUCUGGAUGGCAGUGACCACAAUCACAUGAUGUUGUCUAUAUGCAUAAGAUUAAAGGACAAUCAGGUGAUACCUCAUACAGGUAUGGCUAUAUUGGAUGUGGGCAUGCUCAGUGGUUUCACUCUCUCCCCUGGAGCUGCUGUCCUGGGAAAUCUUAUCAGGAAGGUGGAGGAAUCUCCUGAGAAAGUCAGCCUGUAUCUGGAUUCAAUUAAUAAGUCACAGGUUUGCAUCAUACUUCCUCUUCUGACAAAUUACAAAGUGGCCCAAUUACAGGAUGCUGUGGUGCAGGUUUACGACUACUAUGAACCAAGCAGAAAAGCAACAACUACAUACAAUCCGCGUUUUCUUCACAAGGUGGACUCCUGCUUCUUCUGUGGUGCCAACUGUGCUGACUGUAGGCCAGGAAUCACCAUCAUCAUGUCCUCAGCAAAUUUCUCUACUAGUAGCAGCAUCUGCAGCCUAAGGUGUCUAUUUUUGGGACUCCUGUCUUUCCUUGUUGUAGUUUGAUUAGAUGGAGUUUAAAACAGUACACAUAUAUUGAGAGAAAUAGCUUUAGCGUGUAAACACAUUGAUAUGCUCUGGAUCCGUGUUUCUUUUAUACAAAACUUAAUAUUUCUUGACAGAUGACUGUAAUAUUUAGGGGACUGUUCACACAACACUCUGUUGCUCAGGGCACAGUGGAGCCCUCUACUGUUUACAAUGUGUUUUGUAUAUUUUUUUUGAAAAGAGGAGAGUCAGAAAUGAUUGUCCUUCGAAACUUUGUACCUGUUCAUUUAUGUAACCAGCCUAAUUUUUUCAUUUGAUACAUUAUAAAACAAAUAAAUAAGGAUUUGUACUUACUUCUUAA
Messenger RNA from Acanthochromis polyacanthus (spiny chromis), 4294 nucleotides. RefSeq names its product CD109 antigen-like. The transcript is spliced from 31 exons. The record is from RefSeq and is a predicted model, not a curated record. NCBI's taxonomy places the organism in Eukaryota, Metazoa, Chordata, Actinopteri, Pomacentridae. Gene Ontology annotation, molecular function: endopeptidase inhibitor activity. Gene Ontology annotation, cellular component: extracellular region. Bases 1 to 3954 code for a protein of 1317 amino acids.